ACUUGCGGCAGAAAGCGAAUUUGCCACUCAAAAACAAGCCGCUAUAAGGAAAUCUUAUCUUAUUUUGAAAUUAAUUAAUAAUCUCAUAACCAAAAAAAAUCUAUUAAAUGUCAGGAGAGCAAACCAAUAUAAAAGUGGUUGUGCGCGUGCGACCGUACAAUCGAAGGGAGUUGGAACAGAAUCAGCGUCAAAUUGUCAAAGUGUUGGACAAUAGCACGCUCCUUUUUGAUCCAGAUGAAGAAGAUGAUGAGUUCUUUUUCCAAGGAAUGAAGCAAAACUACCGCGACAUUACAAAACGAGUGAACAAAAAAAUUAGUAUGGACUUUGAUAGUGUAUUUGACCCAGGAACAACUAAUCAACAAAUUUUUGAGCAAUGCACUUCUCCUUUAGUUGCUUCUGUUCUCAACGGGUAUAACUGUUCGGUAUUUGUAUAUGGUGCCACUGGAGCAGGGAAAACUUUUACAAUGUUAGGCAAUGACUCUUGCCCAGGCCUAACAUACCUAACUAUGCGCGAAUUAUUUGAAAAAAUCCAAGCCCAAAGUGCGACUCAUAAGUUUGAUGUAGGUGUAAGUUAUUUGGAGGUAUACAACGAAUUAGUAAUGAACCUUUUGACCAAAACUGGGCCAUUAAAACUACGAGAGGAUUCGAAUGGAGUUGUUGUUAGUGGACUUGUCUUAAAGCCAAUUUAUAGCGCCGAUGAGCUUCUACAACUUCUGACGCAAGGUAACUCAAAUCGCACCCAACAUCCGACAGAUGCCAAUGCAGAAAGUUCACGUUCGCAUGCUAUAUUCCAAGUGCAUAUUCGAAUGACGGACCGAAAAACCGGAACUAAGCGAACAGUUAAAUUAUCAAUGAUCGAUUUAGCGGGAAGCGAACGAGCUGCCAGUACAAAAGGUAUUGGUGUUCGUUUCAAGGAAGGUGCAAGUAUUAAUAAAAGUUUAUUGGCGCUGGGAAACUGUAUAAACAAGUUGGCAGAUGGAAUGAAACAUAUUCCCUACCGCGAUUCAAAUUUGACUCGUAUUCUUAAGGAUUCCCUCGGAGGAAAUUGUCAAACUUUAAUGGUCGCUAACGUUUCGAUGAGUUCGUUGACUUAUGAAGACACCUACAAUACGUUAAAAUAUGCCAGUCGGGCGAAGAAGAUUCGUACAACAUUGAAGCAGAAUGUUCUUAAGUCAAAUAUGCCAAAAGAUUUCUAUAUAAAAAAGGUGACAGAACUUAUGGGUGAAAAUGAACGGCUCAAAACUAAAGUUUCCCAACUUGAAAAGGCUUCAGAAGCUACUCGAUCCUACAACGAAAGUGAAUUGAAGACUUGGUACAGCAAGAUUGAUGCGGUGUAUGCGUCCGUCAUUAAGACACAAGAAUACGUUAUUGGAAAUCAGAGCAAAAUAAAAACUCUAAAUUUCCGUGAAAAGUUAAAGAAAGAAAAUAUAGCUUUCAAUAAGCUACUUGAAAGGAAUUCAGAUAAUAUAGAACAGGUACUUCCCUCUUACAACAAACAAAUCGGCAAGCUUGAAGCAGAGUCUACGCGCUGGCGCAGAAAACUGCAUGACGCUAAUAAAGAUUUGGAAAAGCUAAAGAAGGAAAUUCAAGAAUCAAAGUAUGUGGAAAUUUUAAAGAUAUACCAAAAAGGAAAGGAUUUGGAGGUUCGUUAUUCGAAGCAGGACAUAAAUAUAAAUCACAUAUCCGGCAUAAAUACAGAAUUUUUGCGGGAUUCAGAUAAACUUCGAAAGGCCUUUGGCAUGGCAUGUGAACUGCUACAAAAAUCGUACCCCAAUCUCAAUAGUGAUAUGAAAGAUAAAUAUGAACAGCUGCAGCAUUUUAUAAAAAAUCACACAUAUUUUGGACAUGAUGAUUAUAAGAAGGACAGUGAUGAAGAUUUGGAAAUACCAACACUGCAAAACAAUGGUAAACGUGUCUAUAAAAUCAAUACGGUCGAUUUGCCUGCGUCUACGAGCACCGUAAAGAAGCCUCGUAGGAAAAGUCCAGAACUAGAAACUGACUAUGAGUUAGGUUUAGAUGUUAUGGAUGAUACCGACUCAGACGAUGGUAUUAGUGUUUUCAAAAAACCUUCAACCAUACCCAGUAAUAUGGAUGAAACGCAUGUGCUAUCAUGCACGACCGAUGAUGAAUACAGCACGAAUUCAGACGUUAGCGCGAUAAAGUCUACGACAGAUAAUAAAGAAAAUAGUCAGUUAUUGCGAAAAAAGAAUUUGGUCAGCAAUAUCCUGUCAGAGCAGAUUGCAAGGGUUCCAAUAAACAAAGAUCGCGUAAAGAGUGCAUUACUUAAAUCUAAAGCAUUCAAUCAUCACAGCCUUCUAAAAACUGUAGCUGUUGGCGUUCAAAAGGAAAACAGAAAAUUCAGUCCAGUGAGAGUACGCAAAAGUCCGAGAAGUAUAAUGGUUAAGUCACUCGCGACCACGGCUAACCUAGUGAAGCGACAGGCAGUUCGCUCGGCCAAUACCACUAGCAAUGACCCAAUCGUUCGAAUAAAUCGGGCCGCCUCUUUUCGAGUAAAGAAAUAAUAUCGCCUUAAAAAAAUUUAAAUCAAAUACAUAUUUCUUUCUAAUGUAAUAUAGUUUACUCAUUUAUAUCGUACACUCUCAUAUACAAACGCUUACGUACAUCCAUACAUUUGUAUUAUUUAUACAUUACGUACAUAUAUUUAAUUCCACAUACGUUUUUUUUAAGAAAACAGGUUUACAAAUUUGGAUAACUUACGGCAACAUAGUAUAACAUUCGACGUAAGAUAUGUGUAUGAAAAUUUCACCUUUCCAUCCAUGUAUUUACAUAUGUAUGCAUUUUAUUGCGUCUGCGAAUAAAUUCAAAAUUAAUUGUA
This is a messenger RNA of Rhagoletis zephyria (snowberry fruit fly), 2836 nucleotides long. It is a transcript of the gene Klp67A, whose product is annotated as Kinesin-like protein at 67A. The record is from RefSeq and is a predicted model, not a curated record. Lineage: Eukaryota; Metazoa; Arthropoda; Insecta; Diptera; Tephritidae. Gene Ontology annotation, biological process: microtubule-based movement. Gene Ontology annotation, molecular function: microtubule motor activity; microtubule binding; ATP binding.